Molecule: messenger RNA, 747 nt
Organism: Symbiodinium natans
Lineage: Eukaryota; Dinophyceae; Suessiales; Symbiodiniaceae
Source: the annotation of a GenBank genome assembly
AUGGCCUGUCCACUCGACAAGACCUUGCACAUCGACAUCACGGGAAGGUCCGUGUGCUUGGAUGCUUGCCCCGACUGCUUCGUCAUGUCUCCGGAUGGUGCCUGCGAGUUUGACGCGUCGUCUGGGCCCUCCUGCUCCCACCAGGCCGCCUUCAAUCCCAGCGUCAUGCCGGAGGACCGCGGCGAUCCCGCCGCCUGCUCGCAGCUCGAUGUGAUGAAGCCCAGCUCAGGGUCUGUGACAGACUUCCUGAGCAUUGCGCAGCACGUCUCGGGUGCGGGAGCCCUCCUUGAGAUGUCGCCCACGCUCUGGACCAGCAAGUGGCAAAGCCGACACGAGGCAAGUCAGUCGAGGCAGAAAGCUGCCCGGCGUGCCAAGAGCAUGAUGCGGACAGCGCGAGGCAAGCUCGCCAACAAGCCGAAGCGCUUUGGCCACCUUAGCCGCCUUGGCCUCCUCGCAACCUCCGGCAGUAUGCCCCCCUCGAGCAAUUCCUCGUUGAGUGACCUGCUCGCAAAAGGGAAAAACUUCGUUGAAGAAACUGUUGAAGGAGUACAGGACGCCUUGCUCCCGGCAGCUGAAGCGGAAGCGAAGAAAUGGUUUGACACUCAGGUGAGCAACCUGAAGACCGAAGUCAAGGAUGAGGUGCAAGCAAGGUUGACCACAGCCGUGACGAACUUGCUUGAAGACUCUUCCAUCGGUCGAUCGCUCUUGGACAUCAUGGGAAGCUUCACGCCAGGCCAAGACUUGUGC